Messenger RNA from Macadamia integrifolia, 923 nucleotides. Its product is annotated as RNA polymerase II transcriptional coactivator KELP-like. NCBI's taxonomy places the organism in Eukaryota, Viridiplantae, Streptophyta, Magnoliopsida, Proteales, Proteaceae. Gene Ontology annotation, molecular function: transcription coactivator activity; DNA binding. Gene Ontology annotation, biological process: positive regulation of transcription initiation by RNA polymerase II. The record is from RefSeq and is a predicted model, not a curated record. The coding region runs from base 130 to 675 and encodes 181 amino acids. The transcript is spliced from 3 exons.
UAUAGUUACAGUCGAGUCAGUCUUCACUCUUGAGUGAAUGCUAUUACUAUAAAAGGGAUCCGAAAGGACAGAAACUCGAUUACCGGAAAAGGCAUCCUUGUCGGCGUUGUUUUGAUAUUUACGAGAUACAUGGAACCAGCAACACAACGGGAAGUGGAAGAGACGGUGCUCGAGAUUUUAAGAAACACGGACAUGAACGAGAUGACCGAGUUCAAGGUUAGAACCAUGGCUGCGGAGAAGCUUGGGGUCGAUCUCUCAGGUCCGGAACCAAAGCGUUUUGUCAGAAAUGUUGUCGAGUCGUUUUUGCUGUCUAAGGAGCAGCAGGAGCAACAGGUGACUGGCGCUGUUGUGGAUGAAGAAAAGAAAGAGAUCGAAGAAGAAGAAGAAGACGGCGAAGGUGGAGAGGAGGAGAAGAAGAAGUCCGCCAUCGCUGCCAAAGAGUACGAUGAUGAUGGUGAUCUCAUUAUUUGCAGGCUAUCGAACAAGAGAAGGGUUACGAUUCAAGAUUUUAGAGGGAAGACCUUGGUGUCGAUAAGGGAAUACUACGAGAGAGACGGGAAGCAACUUCCUUCCUCAAAAGGAAUCAGUUUGACAGCUGAGCAAUGGUCAGCUUUCAGUAAGGCUGUGCCUGCAAUAGAGGAAGCCAUCGAAAAGAUGGAGUCCAGGCUAAGGUGAUCUGUGGAUUUCGGAGUUCAUACAUUUAACCAAGGUCCUAAAAAUGGCAGUGAUGUUUCAACUGGAUCAUGGAUGUUUUGCACCUUGGAAGGAUUUUGUUUGCCCUCUUCGUCUUCUGUUGUGGGGGUGUAGUUUUGGUCGGCCUGGUUGAGAAAUAUUAUCUUGUAAUCUAACUGUAGGAUGCUCUUCAGGUUGUAACUCCUUUGGCAUAUGCUUAUAAAAUCCUGCUCUGGUUCAUAUUUCUGCAA